CGAGCCGAGCGGGCGGUGCUCCCCGCCGCCGGCCGCCCCUGCUCUCGGCGCCCCGCUAUCCAUGGCUGGCUGGCUGUACUCCUCCCGGUGCGCCCUCCUCCCACAUCUCGCCAGCCGCGGCAACUUCCCCCCAGCCAGCCUCUGCCCCCAGGCCGCCGCGGCAUGGGCUAGACCCCGAGCCGCUUCUUGCCGUCUCCCGUCCAGCCCGCGCGCGGUCUCGCCCCUUUAGCCCUCCUCGCCGGUCCCCGCCGGUCCCCCGACAGUCGGUCCAUCACCCGGUCGGCUCUCCUCCGCGGGGCAGCGGUGGAGUACCAGCGCGAUCGGUAGGAGCGGGCGCCCCCACCCCGCUCCCCCGCGCUCCCACUCGUCGGGUUCCCGGUCCCGCACCGAGGGACGCGCCGACCGACGCUCGCUCCCCGCGGCGGUACGACCCGCCCGGGAGCUGGACCCCGCGCCCACUUCUUCGCGGAAGAUAUAUGUUGGGUAAAGGAGGAAAACGGAAGUUUGAUGAGCAUGAAGAUGGGUUGGAAGGCAAAAUCGUGUCCCCCUCCGAUGGCCCAUCCAGGGUGUCUUACACCUUACAGCGUCAGACUGUCUUCAACAUUUCCCUUAUGAAACUGUAUAACCACAGGCCCCUGACAGAGCCCAGCUUGCAGAAGACUGUCUUAAUUAACAACAUGUUGAGGCGGAUCCAGGAGGAACUCAAGCAGGAAGGCAGCCUGAGACCUGCAUUCACCCCCUCUUCCCAGCCCAGCGAUGCGCUGAGCGACAGCUGCAGGGAGGCCCCACCUGCCUUCUCCCACCUGGCCUCGCCUCCUGCUCACCCCUGUGACCUAGGAAGCACUCCACCCCUGGAGGCCUGCCUCACCCCGGCCUCGCUGCUAGAGGACGACCAUGACACUUUUUGCACUUUGCAGGCUGCACCUCCCGCACCUCCUACCAGACUGUCUUCUGCAGCCCUCCCACCAGAAAAGGACAGCUUCUCCUCUGCCUUGGAUGACAUUGAGGAGCUCUGUCCCACAUCUACCUCCACAGAGGCUGCCGUGGCCACGUCAGCGGCGCCUGACAGCCCGAAAGGAACCUCUAGUGAGUCCAGCAUCCAGAAGCCUGAGGGACCCCAGGAAGGCCGUACAGAUGACUCAAGAUUCAUGGACUCUCUGCCUGGGAAUUUUGAAAUAACAACGUCCACGGGUUUCCUGACAGACUUGACCCUGGAUGACAUCUUGUUUGCUGACAUUGACACAUCCAUGUACGAUUUUGACCCCUGCACAUCUGCAUCAGGGACAGCCUCAAAAAUGGCCCCUGUGUCAGCUGAUGACCUCCUCAAGACCCUGGCUCCCUAUAGCAGCCAGCCCGUUGCCCCAAGUCAGCCUUUCAAAAUGGAUCUCACAGAGCUAGACCACAUCAUGGAGGUGCUUGUUGGGUCCUAAGACUGGGGAGCCCUUGACUGUGCCUAACCAGGCCCUACAAGCAUCCUGCCUCCCUGACAGUUUCUCCGCACUGUGCAUGUACCCUUGCUUGCCUUUUUCAGAGAAAAAGACAAUUUUACAAAAGGAUCACACUAGUAUUUUCUUUGAGCAGAGUUGGAGUGCCUUCAUUCAAGUAUGACCACUUUUAAUACGCUCUCUGAGUGGGCUCCACAGAGACCCUGCCCUGGCUUAGGAGAGAAGACGUUCAAAGACUGCAUUGAUAAUGCUGAAAGGUGAAUAUGAACAGCUCAAGUGAAGCACAAGGGUUAAGUUGGAAAAGCUGUAAAUUGCAUGUGCAUAUUUGUCUAUUUUUUCUAUAAGUUUUAUUGCAAGAGGUAAAAGAAAGAAUAUACAUCUAUAUUAUUUGGAUAAUCUCAGUACCUUUCCUGGCGUUUUGCCCUGUAUAAGUUGACUUGGCAAUUCCGCCUUUCUAGAGGCAUUAACUCCUCAUAAGUGUUGCAUUUACAUGGCUGUUUAGAAAACCGCUGCCCAAAUUUAUUUUAUAUUUUUGUACAGAUUCUGCAGUUUAUGAUAUUGUUUUUCUAAAAACAAAUGCUGUUUAUACAUAUGAGAUAGCUAUUUUGAUAGGAUUUGCUCACAUAGUUCCUGCAAUUGUAAGCUGUACAAGUUGCACUUGUACUUUUAUAGAGUCGUAAUGUUUUAUAUGUGUAUGGUGCAAGAGACAAUUGGAUCAAAUCAAUCUGCAGUUGAUGUCCCCAAAUGCAAAUAUACACAGUGCUUCAAUAAAGGGCCAGGUGAUCUGACA
Phodopus roborovskii (desert hamster) is the source of this 2235-nucleotide messenger RNA. RefSeq names its product SERTA domain containing 2 (gene Sertad2). Gene Ontology annotation, cellular component: nucleus. Bases 477 to 1430 code for a protein of 317 amino acids. Gene Ontology annotation, molecular function: transcription regulator activity. NCBI's taxonomy places the organism in Eukaryota, Metazoa, Chordata, Mammalia, Rodentia, Cricetidae. The record is from RefSeq and is a predicted model, not a curated record. The transcript is spliced from 2 exons.